AUGGACAAAAUUGCUGGCGCAGCUCGCAAUAGAACAGGCAAGCGCUCAUAUCGUCAACGGACAACAGCAGCACAGCCGUUUGCAGGCAGCUGCUCACGCCGUCGCGCCGAUCCAGCGGCCCAAUCAAGCCAGCGCUGGCAUCAGCAAGCACAGCUCACGGCAGCGCCCCGAAUCAAAGCCAUGCUCCGCAGCCUCGCCCUCCUGCUGCGACGGCCAGCGACGCGGCCACAAAUACGAACCGCCACGAAGAAGGCUGGCGGAUCAUCGAAGAACGGCCGCACGAGCCCCGGCCAGCGCCUCGGCGUGAAGCGCUUCGGCGGCCAGAAAGUAAACGCGGGCGAGAUUUUGGUGAGGCAGCGCGGUACGCGCUACGUGGCGGGCGACCAGGUCGGGCGCGGCCGCGACGACACGCUCUACGCGCUCGCGGCGGGCGUCGUCGAGUUCGCCAAACAGGGCAAGCGCGUCGGCGCGGCCGGGAAGUGGAUUAGGAGGCAGCACGUGUCCGUAAGGUGA
Molecule: messenger RNA, 513 nt
Organism: Pelagomonas calceolata
Lineage: Eukaryota; Pelagophyceae; Pelagomonadales; Pelagomonadaceae
Source: the annotation of a GenBank genome assembly